AAGCUAGCACCACCAUUUUUAAUAAUUUUAACUUCACACCUAGAAUAUUAAGAGAUAGAAAUAAAUUCAGUAAUUUGAUUGAAUAAAGUAUGAAAUGAAGUUUGUUCGUAAUUUUCUAAUUUAGUUUAGCAUAUAGAACAAAUAUCAAGAGAAUUGAGUUAACAAGGUUUUAAAUAAUAGAAUUCACAGUUGUUAUUUGGACAUUAUAAGACAUCUGGAGAUUUUUGACAAUAGUUUUUAAAUAUUUGAUGAUGAAUAUCUUAAAUGAAGGAGUAAAAGAUAGCUAAUUAUGAGAUGGAAUAAAAAUAUAAUAUUUAUUUACAUCUUACUGGAC
Paramecium sonneborni is the source of this 334-nucleotide messenger RNA. The record is from the annotation of a GenBank genome assembly. NCBI's taxonomy places the organism in Eukaryota, Ciliophora, Oligohymenophorea, Peniculida, Parameciidae.